Molecule: messenger RNA, 10915 nt
Organism: Myiozetetes cayanensis
Lineage: Eukaryota; Metazoa; Chordata; Aves; Passeriformes; Tyrannidae
Gene: GALNTL6
Product: polypeptide N-acetylgalactosaminyltransferase like 6
Exons: 12
Coding region: 109-1914 (601 amino acids)
Cellular component (GO): Golgi apparatus
Source: RefSeq, a predicted model, not a curated record
CUCCGCGGCACCGGGCGGCACAGGGACAGCGGGGAGGGAAGGACCUGGCCCCCGUGGUGCUGGGGGAGCUGACACCGCCGCCGCCAGCAGAGCAGCCCGGCUUUGGCCAUGAAGAGGAAACAGAAGAGGUUUCUGCAAAUGACGCUGCUCUUCACCGCGGCUCUGAUUUUCCUGCCUGACAUCGGCCUCUGGUCUCUCUACAAGGAGAAGCACCUGGUGAAGCCGCCCGAGCCCGCCGAGCCGCAGACACUUCCAUUGGGGCUGGGAGAUGGACAGCUCUUUACCUGGACUGAUGGCUUAAAAAGGAAGGACUGGCAUGAUUAUGAAAGCAUUCAGAAAGAUGCUAUGCGUUCAGGAAAAGGUGAACAUGGGAAGCCGUACCCUCUUACAGAGGAAGACCACGAUGAUUCUGCUUAUAGGGAAAAUGGCUUCAAUAUAUUUGUUAGCAACAAUAUAGCACUGGAACGAUCACUGCCAGACAUCCGACAUCCUAACUGUAAGCACAAGGUGUACUUGGAAACACUACCAAAUACUAGCAUAAUUAUCCCAUUUCACAAUGAAGGCUGGACUUCACUCUUGAGAACAAUACACAGUAUUAUCAACCGCACUCCAGACAGCCUGAUAGCAGAAAUCAUUCUGGUGGAUGACUUCAGCGACAGAGAACAUUUAAAAGAGAAGCUGGAGGAAUACAUGGUCCGUUUUGCCAAAGUGAGGAUUGUACGAACCAAGAAACGAGAAGGGCUCAUUCGAACCAGACUGCUAGGAGCCUCACUGGCUAGAGGAGAAGUCUUGACAUUUCUGGAUUCCCAUUGCGAAGUCAACGUGAAUUGGCUGCCUCCCUUGCUUAACCAGAUUGCACUUAACCACAAAACCAUCGUGUGUCCUAUGAUCGAUGUCAUUGACCACAAUCACUUUGGCUACGAGGCACAGGCGGGGGAUGCCAUGCGAGGAGCUUUUGACUGGGAAAUGUACUACAAAAGAAUACCGAUUCCUCCAGAGCUCCAGAGAGCUGAUCCCAGCGACCCCUUUGAGUCUCCUGUAAUGGCUGGAGGUCUAUUUGCUGUUAAUCGGAAAUGGUUCUGGGAGCUGGGAGGCUAUGAUCCAGGAUUAGAAAUAUGGGGAGGAGAGCAGUAUGAAAUCUCCUUUAAGGUGUGGAUGUGUGGAGGUGGCAUGUAUGAUGUUCCAUGCUCUCGAGUUGGACAUAUCUACAGGAAGUAUGUCCCAUAUAAAGUCCCUUCUGGAACCAGCCUAGCACGGAACCUGAAGCGCGUGGCAGAGACAUGGAUGGAUGAGUUUGCAGAGUACAUUUACCAGCGACGGCCCGAGUACAGACAUCUCUCAACUGGUGAUAUCUCUGCCCAGAAAGAGCUGCGCAAGCACCUGAAGUGUAAAGAUUUCAAGUGGUUCAUGGCUGCAGUGGCCUGGGAUGUCCCAAAAUAUUACCCUCCUGUGGAACCUCCACCUGCUGCCUGGGGGGAGAUUCGAAACGUGGCAGCCAACCUCUGUGUGGACAGUAAACACGGAGCCACAGGGACUGAGCUGAGGCUAGACAUCUGUGUGAAGGAUGGCUCGGAGCGAACGUGGUCACAUGAACAGCUCUUCACCUUUGGUUGGAGAGAAGACAUCCGCCCUGGGGAGCCACUGCACACCAGGAAGUUCUGCUUCGAUGCCAUUUCGCACAGUAGCCCUGUCACACUGUAUGAUUGUCAUGGGAUGAAAGGAAACCAGCACUGGAGCUAUAGGAAGGACAAAACUUUGUUCCAUCCGGUAAGCAGCAGCUGCAUAGAUUGCAACCCAGCUGAGAAGAAGAUUUUCAUGAACAGAUGUGAUCCUUUAUCUGAAACUCAACAGUGGAUUUUUGAACAUAUUAAUAUGACUGUUUUAGAAAAAUUUAACAGCAAGGCCAGUUCCUAGAAAGAAAAAAAAAAAAAAAAGAAAAAAUGAACACACCUAUUUACGUACAGACUGCAGACUACGUUUUCGCCAGCAUCUGGGUCAGAGGAGUCAGGAAUUAAGUUUCCUAGAUACAGGAAAUCUGUUCUGAGGAUUAAGAAAAUGCCACAGCAAGAGCCAGCAGGCUGUCCUUGUGGAUGUACAGUAUCUGGAGAACUUGGCCAAGAGCCUCACCGGAUGCUGCUGAGAACUUCAGGCUGAAAAUUCCCUUGCUGGUCAAGGGAAAAACUUUGUUUAAAAACUGUUUAAAAGUACUCCAAGUUAAUAAAGUAAAACAAAACUCUAGUUUCUCAGGUCAAAUCCUGCUGUAGUGAGUAGCUCAGAACAGGCACUAUAAUUUGGGAUGGGUAUAUGGUGUGCAUGACAGCUACAGGAACCUGAAGAAAUCCCAGGUUUUAGAACUAAACAUGCUGGUAGAAGAAAAAUGAUGUCCCAGCACUCCCUAAACAAGAUAUAUGCUCUGUUGAUAUUCUCUUAAUAAAAAGUUGGGUUAAGCAGGUUUAACCCUCAGAACUGCUGCAAUUAAUUUUAAAUACCUCCCUUUUACAUUCCAUUCAUUACCAAAAUAGGAAUGGUAGAAAUUUUAGGGUCUAGAAUUACACUGUAGUGAAGCAUGGAAUAAGCUGUAAGGUUUUGCUCUCAUAUUUUCCCCUUCAGGAAAAAAAAGUAAAGCAAUCAAAUCUCUAUACAUGAUAUAUUUAGCCAUUGUGAUUCAAACCCCAUUGUCACAUAAAGUGAGGGGUUUUUUUUAGUGACAGAUAUAACAGCAGCAGCUGCAGCAUAGUGGAAGGCUCGUGGACUACCUAUCUUUUCUAAAGGUAGAAUCCUUACCAAUAUAUAAAUUAAAUUGAAAAUAGGCUGGGAAAAAAAUCAGGAGAGUAGGAAAUAAUUGCAUACUGCAUGCUGAACUAGAUUAGUCAAAUUAACAUUGGUGUGCUGCCAUCACCUAAAAGUAUGUUGACUCCCUGCAGUGCAACUUGAAAGAUCUUGCAGUGCUCUUGACAGAUAGGAAUGGAGAGAAAAAUUGACAUGAAAUCAGUUGGGUGGUUUCAGAGGCUUUGAAAUCUGUGAUGGAAAUCAUGUAAACUUUGCAGAGUUACCGAGUGGUAUUGUAGAUGUCAUGAGGGAACAAACAAGGAGUGCAAAUAAGUUAAAUGUUACAAUAUUUUGGUACUUUAGGCACAGGCACAAUUCACGGUAACAACAGGCUUCCGUCACCGGGAUGAUUAUAGUGUCUCUCAGACCCAUCAAGCCUUUGAAGUGAGAGGCCUGUAAAACUUCUUUGGGAGGGUGUCUGUGGUUCUCCUCAGUUAAUACUGAUGUGUGGAACAUGACUGAUAGCUUUGAGAUUGUUCAAGGUAAGAGCAAGUAUAAAUUUCUAUAAAAUAUGUGGCCUACUUUUACUUGAAAUAUGAAUUCACAGAUGAAAGCAACAUAAAUGCAGAUAGCUCACAUCUUCUGUGCUGUAACUCCUUUCAGGUUCCAAAUAUAACAUUUCUAGUUAAGUUGCUUAUUCUGAUUGCUGAAGAGGUGACCAACUAACUAAAAUACUGAUGUGCAAUCUACACUGUUUUGAGGGAGAGGAGUGACUGUUUUGUAUUUCUCUUUAAGCUGUGUUUAUGCACAAGAGCACUGAUUGCAUCCAGAGGAUGGUCCUAGUACCAAUAACUAUAUGCUAUUUUAUGGCAGCACCUUGUAGUUGCAGGUCAUAGGAGAAUUUUAGGAGGGAAAUGAGAUCCUGUAGCAUUCAGGAUGCAUGCAUUUGGAAAAUUGUGAAAUGCAUCCAUAUAUUUAGCAAUUGCUGCAAGUUAGGGAAGAGAUCUUUCAAAUAAUUUGAAAGAAAUGUAUCUACAGAGAUAGACUUCUCAUUUUAUGAUUUUAAAGUAAGUGAGAUUGUUCAAGUAUUGUUUAAAUUUGAUUUGAAGAUAUGGUGCACUCGGGAACAGAAGCAGUAAUGCUAUGGUAUGCGGAUACUUCAGAUUUGUUUAGCCAUCAGUACACAGAAGAAGUCUAGCCAUUGCAAACUGUCAGCCUUUCCAGGUGUGGUGCUCACAGCAGCAUUUAUUUGCAGCUUAAACAUGAGGAAAGACAGUUUGGAAAAAGAAGAAAACAGCUGCCUCAAAUGUAAAUGCAGCCCUCAAGCUGCUGAUUGUAGCUGGCCCCAAACUGUCAAAGUCCUGGAAGAAACACUGUAUGCCCGAAAUAGAGAGGCAAAGGUUGGAUUGCUAAACUAGAACAGAUUGGUAGGGUUGUAUCAUUCAGUGUCUGACUGCAUGUCAGUGGUCUGAGUUUGAGGUGUCUAAUGGGAACUAGGCUGCUGUUGGGGCUAAGAACUUCUGUGCCUUUUACAGCCCUCGUUGAGUAACUAAUAUUCAGAUGUUCUGGGGAAAGAUAACAGUCCUUACACAGGAUUCCUUCAACAAAAGUUUUAUUAAUAAUAAAUGAUCAUCGCUACCUCUCAAUUAAAUUCUGUCUUGGGUGUUCUCCAAAGGUUUCCACUGUAAGAGUAUUUCAUUACUAAUUUAUCAUUCUGAAUUUCUUUAAUUCUUCCUACAACCAUAUCUUUUCUAUGCAACAAACUAUGAACAACCUGGUAGGUUGGACAGACGUAUUUCACCAGGAGAAUGUGAUGCUAAUAUGUGUUUCUUCAAAAGGCUGAAGUUUCUUCCCAGAAUUUUUUUUUUUGAAUACCAGAUAGUUCUGAACGUAUUUUAGGUGUAGUGCACAGGUGACAUUAACUAAUGUGGGCUUAACUUUUCAUUGUAGUUAUACUGAUUUCCCCAACUAAUGACUUGCUUCGGUUUUUUUCAAUUAAUUAUUUUAUGGCUGAGAGGGCUUUAAUCAACAUGCCUUGAAAGAUGUUUGUAUUGUAAGAGUUCAUCAGCACCUACUCUAAAUUUUUUCCAGUUAAAGUUAUCUGACUUCUUUUUAUGGCCAGCAAACUACUAUGAUAUGAGAGAGCUACUGGAAAAGCUGGAAUAAACUCCAAGUCCAACUAAAACUGUAAAAUCACACAGUCCCUGCAUGUAUUCUGGAAUCUAAACUAAACAGAGGCCUUGAGGAACAGGGCUUGAAGGAGAGAGGAGGAGCUGGGAAAAAAAGUAUUUCAUGUGUGGGAGAGUAGCCCUGUUGCAGAGGCAUGACAAGGCUUCGCUUUUCACUGGCCACAGUCUUAUUUCAGAAAAAUGAGAUUACUUUAGAACAAAUGUUUCUGCAACAGUAUGGAUAUUUUCAUGAUAAUAAUGCAUUAUUCCUGGGCUUUAUCUGUUUAUGAAUGGUCUGUAGCUGCUGAACUAAGUCUGCCUCACGAUAUAGACUAAGUCUGAAAGGAAGCUGACAAGCACUUAACAACCUUUAAUUACUGGCAAUUUACCAGGCAUCAGUGUCUCCAUGACCUCAGUGAAAUCGGAUGCCACAGAAGAUCAUAGAAGAAUAGUAUAUAAAUAGCUUGGCCAAAUUGAUUAGAUGGGUUGCACUUCUGCAGGAGUGGAUGUUACCUUUGUUUUUAAAAAAAAAUCAUGAUCACAAUUCAUUUGCAUUUUUAAUGAUAACUUCUGCAAGGGAGUGAGUGAGGGGGACCAUUUUAACCUACCCAGAUGGAUUGAGGGUGGAGCAUUUUAGGAAGGCAGCACUGGGAGGCUUUCAGUGUGGCUGACACCAGGGGUCCAUCCAUUUUCUAUUUAAAAAGCAUCUGUAAUGCUGUUAACCUAGCAUUUUUUAAGAACGCAGGAUGUACAGUUAAAAAAAAAAAAAAGAUUUUAUUUUUCUUUUUAAUCUAUCAAGAUUGUUCGUGAAUUAAUUUCAAAACCCUUGAAAACAAAACAGGCUGAUCAGAAGUAACUUUUAUUAUAGCUGGUAUUAGUAUUAAAAUGUUCUUUAAUUCAUUUGUUUAACCCCCUUCCAAAUCUGUUUCAUAUCCUCUUAGGAAGAGCACAAGGGUCCAAGAGUGCUUUUACAUAAUGUUUUCAGGAUCUUGCCCUGUCUGAAAGAAAGUUUUGAAAGGCCUUUGAAAAAUUAGCAAAUAUAAACCAAAAGGUAACAAGGAAAAAUACCUGGCUAUUAUGUCUAGUCUACCAAAAUAUUUUGCUAAACUUAUGCAAAAAUAAUAUAUUUUGAUGGGAAAUUUUUAGAUUAAUAAGUAAUAUAGCUUAGUGAGUCUUUAGUGUGUAGUGCUUUCUAUUGAAGAUUUUUAAUUAAAAAAAAAAAGUGAAUUUGUGUGGUUAGUUGCUGAUAGGGUUUUUUAACCACAUCUAAUACAUAAACCUGUCCUGGGGUCUCCUGUAAUCUCAUGUUUCCUUGUCAUAAUUCCUAAUGCACUGGAUUUAAGAAAAUGUGAACAUAGGAAAAAAACCUCUAAAAAGUAAGAAACCUGCGUAAAAACAAACAGUGAGAAUGUGUAGCUAGAGAUGUUGAGAAAAAUGCAUCACAUUUCCAAAGACUUCAGCUGCAUUCAGAAAAUACAUUUGCUUUGUGUGGUGGCUUUCUAUUCUUUCAGUGUAUCAUUAAUAUCAGUGGUACUACUCCCGAGGCAGGCCUUCUGAAAAUGGUGUUUCUAGCAUUUGGCACAAUAGAUGGACAGCUUAGUGCUAGAGGGAAAAAAUCUAGGAACCGCUCCUGAAAAAAUUGAAUUCAGACAUUGCAAUCUGAUAUGUUUUCUAGAUUCCUGUUAUCUUAGAAUUUUUUUACAGGACCAUGGUAGUGCAGUGGCCCUUAUGAAAACAAUGCAGACAACAGGGGAACAGAGAGGACACAGGUGGUUUACCUGAAGGUCUGGUUACCACAGCAGUGUCAAGGUUAAUUAUACACAAGGAGAAGUUUGUUUAUUUUGUGUGGCCACUGUGGUAAGUGCCCAGCUUAACAGAACAGAUGAAUGAGAAGGCGUCUUGCAAAGUGGGCCAGCAGAAAAGCUUGUACUCAAUAGAAGAUGUAGAAAAAGUCCCAAUGGUCCAUUUUGGAGAAGCAGAUGAACAGGGUGUUGAGAUGAAUAUCAUAGACAGUGUAAGGAAUGUGAUUGGAGCUGCAAGUGAGCUAAGUCUGGUAAGUGAGGCUGCUAUCUAAAAGAUAUUAAGACAUAGGAAAGGAAAACUUGGUCCUCAUUAACCUUAGCCCUCAUUAACCUUGGCAGGAUCCCUAACGCUUUGUCAAAGUAUUAGUUGAUUUAAUUAAGUUAAUCCUUCAUCUCUCCCAGUAAAUGACUCAACCUGGAAGAAACCACAGUUCAAGAAAAUUUCUCUUUAUCAGUCCAGAGCAUCUAAUCGGCAAAAUAUGCCACUAGCCACAGUUUAGUCAAAAACCCCAACUGGCACUAGAAAUAAAACAAUAUUAUCAGCCCAAAAGAUCAGUAGGCCUCUGGCAUCCCUCUGUGAAAAAAGAUUUCACUUGCCUAAAGGAGUGAUUGAUGGUAAUGAUCCUAGAUUAAGAAGAUCAGGAAUUGUGAGCUUUCAAGGAGGUGAAAGGCCAAAUGGUGAGAUUAGGACUUGGCAGUUUAAUUGAGAGAGGAAGGAGGAAAUAGGUGGUAAAAGGGAAGAAACAGGAAUCGGAUUUAAUUCUGUAUAUGAAGGAAGUAUGACCUACAAAGGUCAGUCACUAAUUUUGGAUACCUCUUCAUAGCAGAGCUUGCAUGUUUAUUUCCUUCACAAAUAUUCAGGAAUUGAGAGGCAAUCAAGUCCUCUUGCAAGGACUUAAAUUUAGAAUAGAAACUGGAUAAUCUGAAGUGUAUUGAUUGUGAAAUACAUGAUGGCAACUAGAGACAAGCUUUGCUGGACCCCAAGCUUGUUCUGAGUUUUCCACCACAGGUAUGUGUGGGCGUUCCUGUGGAUACUUUGUGGGUAGUAUGUAGAAGGAGAACAUUAUGGUCGCUGUUUUACCUCAGAUUAAUCUCUCUAUAUAUCUCAGGCUUUUUUGAAAGAGGAAAAGUGUUUAGCUAAAUUUUUCAGGAAAUGUCAGAAAACUCAGAUCAAUGUGAAAUAGCUCUACCUGCUCCCUGUGUGGAUCAAGGUAACAAGUGUUUCUCUUCAGACAUCAAAUACAGCUCUGAAAAAAAAUAGAAUGGUGUGGCUCUGCCUUCAUGGCUCCUUGCAGCAUUCACCUUUUUUUAUGCAUUUCAAUCAGUUAUUUUAUUUAUUUUUUUCUAUUUGGUGUUUCUUCCCUUCUACUGGCUUCCCAUCUGCAGGAUUCUGCCAUAAUGCUGUUUCUCUUUCUUCCCACCUUUCUGGUUUGUGCCAAAGGUGUUUCUGCUGUUGCAGAUCCCUUCCUCAAGAUAAAAGUGACUAAAACUGCUUUGAUCUUGACUUGGCAGAGCCACAAGCCUUUCUGCCUCAGGGUACAUGGUUUACAGUGGCUUCUGCUAGCAGUGGGAUAGGGAAGAGAAAUGCACCUGACAAGUUCUGUCUUUAUGGGACAGUCUUACUACAGAUUUUGUUCAUGGAAGAGUUAUAGCUCAUAGCACAGUCAGUCAAAUGUCUUUGAGGGAGAAAAUUGCAUUGGUGAUCUACUUUCUCACCCAACUUCAAUAUUCAGCGCUAUCCAGAGAGGGAAGUAUGUAAGAACAGGAAGCAUCUUAGUCAGUGGAUAUACUUUGUACUAAUGUUUAGAAGCAGCCAAACUUAGUCUGGACAUCAAGUUUUCAUCUUUUGAUUAUCUGUAUUGAGCUAACAUAGAUACAAGAAACUGAGUAGAAUUAUAUUAAAGUGUGGUUUGUGAAAGCCACCAAGGGAUUAUAAUAACUUUAACUGAAGGCAUUAUUGCAAAUCUGAAAUGGAUGCAUAAUCUGUGAUGAAUGCAUGAUACAGGUUAACCUCUAGUCAGGCUGCAAAGAGUAAGAGGGGCUUUUUUUUUUACAAAAACACAAAGAGAGAGAGAUUAUUCAACAUGCAACAGCUUUUGCUUACAGAUGUACAGCACUACAGUUUAUUCUCAAGCAUGUCAGCAAAGUUAAUAUCUAUAAUGAUUCCCAUUGUCAAAGCAACAUUCACAGAGAUGGCAGUAAAACAUCACCUUAUUCUAUUAGACAGGAAUCCUUUCAUGGGUUUCCUAUUUGUUUUUAUGCAUGUCCAGAGUCAUUUAUUUGUACCCAGAACAUACGGAUAGAAGUUGUACCAUGUCCCUUCACUAAACAAGUUCCUAGGCAAGCAGAGUACCAGGGUAAAGGCUCACAAAUGCACUUUUAAAAGAAUUGCCAGCCAAAGAAGGGGUAUUUCAUACAAAAAAAAACUCCCCCUAAAUGGACAUGAGCUAGCAAUGUGUGGUCGCAAUGUGCACUUGCAGCCCAGAAAGCCAGUGGUAUCCUGGGUUGCACCAAAAGCAGCAUGGCCAGCAGGUCAAAGGAGGCGAUUCUCCCCCUCUCCUCCACUCUUGUGAGACUCCACUUAGAGUGCUGCAUCCAGCUCUGGGGCCCCCAGCACAGGAAGGACGUGGACCUGUUGGAGCGAGUCCAGAGGAGAACCACCAGGACAAUUAGGGGGAUGGAGCACCUCUCCAAUGAGGAAAGGCUCAGACAAUUGUGUUUGUGCAGCCUGGAAAAGAGAAGGCUAAAUUCUUUGCUGUGAUGCUGGUGAGGCACUGGAACAGGUUGCCCAGAGAAGUUGUGCAUGUCCCAUCCUUGAAAAUGUUUAAGGCGGAGUUGGAUGGAGUUCUGAGCAACUUGGUCUAGUGAAAGGUGUCCCUGUCCAUGGCAUAAGGGUUGGAGCUAGAUGAUCUUUAAGGUCGCUUCCAACAUAAACCGUUCUGUGAUUCUAAAACUUGUUUUCCUUUAUACCUAUGAUAUCAGCCUCCCUACUGCAGCUACUGCUCUUCAUCAAAACAUAUAAUGUUAAUCUACAACUAGAAAAGUAAUGAUGCUUCAUCAGGGCUCUGCUGCCAGUUUUUCAUACAAAUCUGCACCAUAGCUGUAUAAAUCCAUUCUUUGGGGGUUGUUCUCCACAGUUGUUGUCCUGGCAAGGGGUACAUUCCUUCCAACUUUGGCCUGACCUGCCCUUUUUCACCUCAAACUCUGUUGGCUGAAGUAGCUCAGUACUGCCCAGCUCUCCAGGUAAUGUGGUUCACGGCACAUCUCUCAACACUUCACAGCAGUCCAGUCCACAUAAACACACGCACACGAUUUACCAAGCGUUAGGUGGCAAAAUAGAAACGUGGUCCCUUCUGAGUCUCUGAGAUGCUUCUAUUUUUCAACUAGCCUUUCUGAUGGUCAGAGUAUUUUACAGGCAUCUUUGUGAAUAAACACCCUUUCCUGCAGGUAUCCUGCAAAACAUCCAUUUCUCUCACUUUUCUGAGAGUCUGGAAUUACAGCCUUCACUUGCUGUUAAACAACAUUCAGGACAAAACAUUCCCUGGCCAUUAAACUAUUAUAAAUUAUAUAUAAAGGGCCAAGAAAAGCUGAAGACAACUUUGUGUAAUCUCUGUCCAAUAUCCCAGUAGGCAAAACAGCCAGUAAUGAUCUGGGCUGAUAGGCAGCUGGUAGAGCUCAAUCAACAAAUAAAAUGGAGUUGUCUAAUUUUCUGUGAAUCAAGGUCAGAUUCUUUGGUUAUUGUAAUUUAGGAAAUAUAGCUCUCUGAAAAAAUGGUUAAAAUAUUUUCAGCUGUGUGUAUUUGAAGUAUUCUACGAUAGACUACAAUUAGUAAUAUAUAAAUUAUAAUAAGUAAAGGAAAAUAUAAAUUUCUGUGCUGACUGGUCUGAGAUAGUUGGCUUAGAUGUUAUUAAACAACAGCUGUAGAAGCUUUGACCAACUUACUGAUACAUUAAAGUUUUCAGGACAUGCUUAAAGGGUUUACAGAGAGCACAUGCCUGUAAAUUUCUGGACUGUAAUUAAGAAGCUGAACUAUGGAAUAAAAAUUGUACACCUGUCCUAUUUUAUAUUUGGAUGUAUUACGUUACAGAAUACAAAGUAAAAGAUUGCUAAAGAGCAAUUUCAAAAAAAUUACCAUGAUGUGAAUGAAUAAAUACCUCUCAGAAGCUACAGCAUUAA